AUGCGUUUCCCAUCCGCGGCGCUUCUUGCGUCGAUACUCGCAAUAUCAGCAACAGCCCGAUUUGUCAUAUACGCAGACGAAUGGCACCCAACGCGUCCAGACAACCCACGAGAUCGAGCUGGCAUCGACCAUGUCAUCCUCGCCUUUGCCCCAGCCAACGCAACAGCUACGUUCCAGCCCAAAGUUCCCAUACACACCAUCCGCACCGAGUUCCCCAACGCAAAGGUCAUGAUUGCUGUUGGCGGCUGGGGCGAUACGGUUGGUUUCUGUCAAGCCACGAAGUCCGACGCAUCGAUGCUCGCGUUUGCCGCUGAUGUUGCUACUAUGCUUGCCAGGACUGGAGCAGAUGGAGUCGAAGACAUCGAUUGGGAAUAUCCUGGCGGCAACGGGGCGGACUACAAACAAGUGGCGAACUGGGAUCAGACUUACCAGAUCGCCGCGUUCCCUAAGUUACUGGCUGCCAUCCGUGCUGCUAUUGGGAAGAAACUGCUUUCGAUCGCUGUCCCAGGAAAAGAAGGCCAGUCAUCAUACACAUGUUUGAAGCAAAUCUGGCCAUCCGUCGAUUUCAUCAACGUGAUGAGCUACGACCUAAUGAACCGCCGAGACACAGUAACCAAACACCACAGCUCCGCCAUCGAUGCCGAAAACAGCAUAAAAGACUACCUCGCCAUGGGCGCACCCCCCUCCAAGCUCAACCUCGGCUUCGCAUACUACGCCAAAUACUUCACCACGCAAGGCGACUGCAGUGGCAGCCCCCUCAACUGCCCCAUCGUCCUUGCGGAAGAUGCCCAAGGCAAAGACACACUCACCUCUGGCGCCUGGACCUUUGAGAGAUCUCGCAUGCGCCCCGUUGAUGCCUCCUCUCUGACCGUAUCCCAAGACGGCACCUGCGGUCCAGAAAAGGGAACCAAGUGUGAGACAGGCUGUUGUUCUCAACAUGGCCACUGCGGUACUUCGCCUGAACACUGCAACGGCGCCUGCCAACACGCGUUUGGAACUGGAUGUACGGACGCCGAUGUAGCAGCUUCAUGGCAGCUCGCAGCCAAACACGGUGUUACUGACGAAGUAGCUGGCGGACAAUACUACUUCGAUGCCACAAACCGCCUCUUCUGGACAUGGGAUACGCCCGAACUCAUCACAAGGAAAUUCGACAACAUCGUCCGCAAGUACAAGCUCGGAGGCGUCAUGGCGUGGAGUCUAGGGGAAGACAGCGCGGACUGGAGUCAUAUCCGACAGAUGGCGAAGGAAGUUGCCAAAGGUGGACUGGGUUUGACGACUGCCAGCGACUCCAAUAUGCCAGUCGAUGCAGGUGGUGGCUACAUGCACGACGAGAUCGCUCAUUAUUGCUGUCCAAACGGCUACGAUCCAGCGAAAUUCUUGAUCUACCAACCGGGAUAUAUGUUUCCACUCACUUACCAUCCUUUUUUGGUCGACUGCGGGGAUGGGAAAGGGCGGGUUUACUGUGCAUGCGACACCCCCGAAUGUCACUGGGGGUCACUUCAUGUGGACCACUACGAUGGCAAUGACCCGGUUCAGUCCAUGUCGAACGAGGAUGGCCUUGUGGAGAUGCAAUACACCACGGACGCCCUCCAAGCAAUGCCAACUGAGCACGACCAAGCCGCACUCGAGACUCCGCGGCCGCAUGUCGGUGUCAUGACCGAAUGCUUGGGUGAGGGUGGUGCCACGACAUGGUGUCCACUACACUACACAAACGACCUCCCAUCCAUGCCAACUGAGACCAGUCCAGCUGCAAUCGAAACCUCAUGGCCGACUGACGCUAUCAUCCUUGAAUGCAUGGGCGAGAACGGUGGCCUGACUUGGUGUCCGCAAUCCUACACAGACGAAGCCCUAUCGAGUAUGAACUCCGUCGCCAACACCCUUGCCGACUGA
Molecule: messenger RNA, 1890 nt
Organism: Alternaria triticimaculans
Lineage: Eukaryota; Fungi; Ascomycota; Dothideomycetes; Pleosporales; Pleosporaceae
Exons: 5
Coding region: 1-1890 (629 amino acids)
Biological process (GO): carbohydrate metabolic process; chitin catabolic process
Cellular component (GO): extracellular region
Molecular function (GO): chitinase activity; chitin binding
Source: RefSeq, a predicted model, not a curated record